AUGGCCCAGCGCCCAAGGAGGCUCUUGUUAACGCCCAUAGUUCUCCUCGCUGUUGGCAUCGUCUACACUCUGUGUUUUGAACCGGGCGCGACGCUCGUGACUGUCGUUCAACACGCGCUGUGGCCGUACACCCGCGAUGUCGAAUCAUUGCCUGAUUUCAGUAGAAUAAUUCAUCACCGGACCAUAAGUCACGACGAGCUCAAACUAGACCAAAGACACGGCCGUUUGAUUACCGUUGGAGAUAUCCACGGCAUGAACCACUCGUUCCACUCGUUGCUCGGGGAGCUACACUACGAUCCAUCCAAGGAUAAACUGAUCCACCACGGUGAUUUCCUCACGAAAGGGCCUGCAUCAAAUGCCGUCCUCUCGUGGAUGGCCGCGCACAACAUUACCGGCGUGCGGGGUAACCAGGACCAAGCUUGCCUUGAGUGGCGCUCGUGGCAAAACUGGAUCGAAAGCCUGCAGGGCGGUAGGAAGUGGCUACGGAGUGUGGAGAAGAGGUGGAAGGACGCUCGGAAAGAGAACAAGGACCUGUCAAAGACGAAGUGGCUCCGCAAGCAGCGGAAGGAGGCCAAGGGCCGAGCGGAACAGGAAUGGUGGGAUAGACUGCCCAAGGACUGGAAGCCGUUCAACACGCAUUACCGUAUUGCCAGGCAUAUGACUGAAGCCGAAUACGAAUACUUGCUGUCCCUGCCUCUCAUACUCCACGCACCGAGCAUCCAUUCCUUCUUCGUCCACGGCGGCAUGCUUCCCUACAAGCUUCUGCCUACUCCUCCGUAUGCUGCAUCUCAGCCCUUAGCCCACAUUCCUUCGCAUGAUGAGAAAGCCGACGAAGAUAAGCUGCGCCGGAUGCAAGAAGAAGCUCUGUUGGACAUCCCAGAAAACCGUGUUCCAUGGAACGUGCUCAAUAUCCGCAGCGUGAAACGAGGGAGGCAUGUCUCGAGGGAGAACUUCGACGGAAAGCCGUGGUCGAGCAUCUGGAACGCAGCGAUGAAACGAUGCGUGGGCUACGGCCACCUGAGCUCCACUGAUUUGGUGGAUGCCGAAGAGUCACCGUCCUGGGCCCGAACGACCAUGCGUAUAUUCAAGCAGGGUCCGGACUUCGAUAUAGAGCGCGCCACGUUGCCCUGCAAGCCUUCGAUGAUAGUAUACGCCCAUGCUGCAACUCGAGGCUGGGACAUCAAGCGAUGGUCGAUAGGAACUGAUACGGGUUGUGUGUAUGGUCAACGACUCACAGCGAUGGUGUUGGGCGCCAAGACUAAGGACUUCCCAACGUCCGCGAUAGAAGACGGCAAGAGGGAUGACGAGGACGAGGAUACAGACGACCACCCCGCCGCAAUGCGCGUACGGACUGUUAAAUAUGGUGACAGCGGCAGGGCGCAUCUCGUCAGCGUUCGCUGUCACUUGAAGUAG
Molecule: messenger RNA, 1413 nt
Organism: Punctularia strigosozonata HHB-11173 SS5
Lineage: Eukaryota; Fungi; Basidiomycota; Agaricomycetes; Corticiales; Punctulariaceae
Product: Metallo-dependent phosphatase
Exons: 8
Coding region: 1-1413 (470 amino acids)
Biological process (GO): polyphosphate catabolic process
Cellular component (GO): cytoplasm
Molecular function (GO): phosphatase activity; endopolyphosphatase activity
Source: RefSeq, a predicted model, not a curated record